This is a messenger RNA of Drosophila biarmipes, 774 nucleotides long. Its product is annotated as neuropeptide-like protein 32. The transcript has a single exon. Lineage: Eukaryota; Metazoa; Arthropoda; Insecta; Diptera; Drosophilidae. The record is from RefSeq and is a predicted model, not a curated record. The coding region runs from base 18 to 383 and encodes 121 amino acids.
ACGAGACAAUCAGAGCGAUGCGCGUUUACCACUUGAAUCUAUUAGUGCUGAGUGCGGGCCUCUUGGUCCUGCUGGCCGAAUCGGGGACCACGGCCCCCCAGGCGGAAGUGGAUGUACAGCAACUGACUCUGGCGGAUGUAAAUCAGGCCGAGGAGCAGCAGGAGAUGCCGGCAGUGCGCCUGGCCAGGCAAUUCGGUUUCGGCCGAGGAGGAUUCGGCAGAGGAGGAUUCGGCAGAGGAGGAUUUGGCAGAGGAGGAUUUGGCAGAGGAGGAUUCGGCAGAGGCGGUGGUGGGUUCCGGAGACCCGGUUUCGGAGGAGGUGGAUUUGGAGGAUUCCCGCCACCACCUCCACCGCCCUUCUUUGGCGGCCCCUUCUUCGGCUAGGUGUUAUUAAUUUAAUGUGCAUAUAUGUGAUACGAUCAGAGCAGGAUUAGCUGCUAAUAAAUCAACACGAGCUGCUGCCUUAAUUACCCGACCAAGUGCUGAACCAGUUUUUAUGUGGCCCGCAAUCUCUUUAAAUUUCCAUCUCAGGUACUUAGCCAUCUUUCAUAAGGGCUUUUGGCGGAAGCUACUGCGAAGUACAGGGAUGCAUUAUGGCUUCACUCAGUAGAAAGAAACUCCAUUUUAACGAGAAUGAAAAAAUGAUUAAGUGUGUUUAUGAUUGAAAUCAUUCUAUUAUUUUCUUUCUUUAAGUAAUUUUUAUGAACUUAUAGGAUUUUUAGAACUUAAAUAUAUUUGGAAAAAUAAACCAUCAGUUACAUGUAUUUAAAAUGUA